Arvicola amphibius (Eurasian water vole) is the source of this 4836-nucleotide messenger RNA. It is a transcript of the gene Maml3, whose product is annotated as mastermind like transcriptional coactivator 3. The transcript is spliced from 5 exons. The record is from RefSeq and is a predicted model, not a curated record. Gene Ontology annotation, cellular component: nucleoplasm; nuclear speck. Bases 449 to 3820 code for a protein of 1123 amino acids. Gene Ontology annotation, molecular function: transcription coactivator activity. Lineage: Eukaryota; Metazoa; Chordata; Mammalia; Rodentia; Cricetidae. Gene Ontology annotation, biological process: Notch signaling pathway; positive regulation of transcription of Notch receptor target.
GUGUGUACAUGGGGUGUGUUUUUCGGUACGUAGGGAGAAAAUGCUUGCCAACCACCGGAAACCUCCUGGAAUUUAUUAGAAAAUAAUGGAUUAUUAAAAGGAGGCAGGCGAGGAGCGGAUCUCCCCUUGAGUUGCAAGCCUAUCUACUGCCGGCUCAGUUUGUUGGGAUUCUAUUUGUUGAUAGGUGUCUGAUGGUAUUCCGAUAACACCCCCUCUUUCCUCCCCUGGAUCUUUACAGUUUUUUUUCUCAAGGAACCAACAACAAAAAAACCACCCAAAAUCUCUCCCUCUUUAUUUUCGCCCCGUGGGGAUCGCUGUUUUCAUCCAUGUGCUUGCGUCUCCCCCGCGUUCCACUUAAACUAUUUUAAUCCUUGGACCCAAGGAGGAGGCUGAUAGGGGGGUGGAUUAAAAAAAAAGUUCUUCCAAAAUAGUGUGCCCCGGGAGCAGGAUGGGGGAUUUCGCAGCCCCCACUGCUGCCGCGAAUGGUAGUAGUAUCUGCAUCAACAGCAGCCUGAGCAGCAACCUCGGCGGGGCCGGGAUCGGCGUGAAUACUCCCAAUAGCACUCCGGCUGCUCCGAGUGGCAAUCACCCCGCUGCCGGAGGCUGCGGCGGCUCCGGUGGCGGCUCGGCGGCCGUCCCCAAGCACAGCACGGUGGUCGAGCGGCUCCGGCAACGUAUCGAGGGCUGCCGGCGGCACCACGUCAACUGCGAGAACAGGUAUCAGCAGGCUCAGGUGGAGCAGCUGGAGCUGGAGCGCCGGGACACCGUGAGCCUCUACCAGCGGACCCUGGAGCAGAGGGCCAAGAAAUCGGGCGCCGGCACCGGCAAGCAACAGCACCCGAGCAAAGCCCAGCAAGAUGCGGAGGCUGCCUCGGCGGAGCAGAGGAACCACACGCUGAUCAUGCUCCAAGAGACCGUGAAAAGGAAGCUGGAAGGGGCCCGAUCACCUCUUAAUGGGGACCAGCAGAAUGGGGCUUGUGAUGGGAGCUUCUCUCCAACAAACAAGCGCAUCCGGAAGGAUCUUCCCACGGGGAUGGAGGCCAUCAACAAUUUGCCCAACAACAUGCCGCUGCCUUCAGCUUCGCCCCUUCACCAACUUGACCUCAAGCCUUCUUUGCCCUUGCAGAACAGUACGGCUCCCCCUCCUGGGCUGCUAGACGAUCUGGGUAAGAAUGGCAGGCUCCCCGAGAUUAAACUACCCGUCAACGGCUGCGGGGAUCUAGAGGACAGCUUUGCUAUCCUGCAAAGCAAGGACCUCAAACAGGAGCCUCUUGAUGACCCUGCCUGCAUAGACCCAUCGGAAACGUCGCUGUCCAAUCAGAACAAGCUGUUCUCCGACAUUAACCUGAAUGACCAAGAGUGGCAGGAACUCAUAGACGAACUGGCCAACACGGUCCCGGAAGAUGACAUCCAGGACCUGUUCAACGAAGACUUUGAGGAGAAGAAGGACCAAGAAUUCUCACAGGCAGCCAUGGAGACUCCGCUCUCCCACGAGAGCGCGAGCAUGAAGAGCGACGCUUCGCAUUCUCCUUUUGCGCACGUCUCGAUGGGGUCGCCCCAGGCCAGACCUUCCUCUUCCGGUCCUGCCUUUUCUACUGUCUCCACAGCCACUAGCUUGCCGUCCGUGGCCAACACUCCCGUGGCUCCAAACCCUGCCAGCUCACCAGCUAACUGUGCCGUCCAGUCCCCCCAAACUCCAACGCAAGCCCACACUCCGGGUCAAGCGCCACCACGGCCUGGCAACGGCUAUCUUCUUAAUCCAGUCUCGGUGGCGGUAUCUGGUUCAGGGUCAAGCUCGGUGGCGGGGCCCAGCUCCGACAUGUCCCCGGCAGAGCAGCUCAAACAGAUGGCUGCCCAGCAACAACAGAGGGCCAAGCUCAUGCAGCAGAAACAGCAGCAGCAGCAGCAGCAGCAGCAGCCGCAGCACUCAAAUCAGACUUCAAGUUGGUCUCCCUUAGGGCCUCCGUCAAGUCCAUAUGGAGCAGCUUUCUCUGCAGAAAAACCAAAUAGCCCAAUGAUGUACCCCCAAGCCUUUAACAACCAAAACACUAUAGUGCCUGCAAUGGCCAACAGCCUGCAGAAGUCGACCAUGAACAACUACCUCCCCUCCAAUCACAUGAAUAUGAUCGGUCAGCAGCCAAAUAACUUGGGUACAAACUCCUUAACCAAACAGCACAAUAUUCUCACCUACGGCAACACUAAGCCCCUGACCCAUUUUAAUGCGGACUUGAAUCCAAGGAUGACGCCCCCAAUGGCCAACCCCAGCAAAAACCCCUUGAUGCCCUAUAUCCAGCAGCAGCCUCAGCAGCCCCAGCCACAGCCACAGCCGCAGCCUCCCCAGCAGCAGCCUCCGCCCCCACCACAGCUGCAGGCUCCCAGGGCGCACCUGAGUGAGGACCAGAAGCGCAUGCUUCUCAUGAAGCAGAAAGGAGUGAUGAAUCCACCCAUGGCCUACACUGCGCUUCCAGCCCACGGUCAGGAGCAGCAUGCAGCUGGUCUUCCCAGGACCGCGGGCCCCAUGCAGAACUCUGUGCCACCGCCGGGGUCGAGCAGCAUGGUCUCAGGAGCCAGUCCUGGAGGACUUGGCUUUCUAGGCGGCCAGCCGCAAGCAGCCAUAAUGAAGCAGAUGCUAAUGGAUCAACGAGCCCAGCUGAUGGAGCAUCAGAAGCAACAGUUCCUUCGGGAGCAGAGGCAGCAGCAGCAGCAGCAGCAGCAGCAGCAGCAGCAGAUCCUGGCUGAGCAGCAGUCACACCUGCCCCGCCAGCACCUCCAGCAGCAGCGGACUCCAUACCCAGUGCAGCAGGUCAAUCAGUUCCAAGGUUCACCCCAGGAUAUAGCCGCCGUGAGAAACCAGGCAACCCUCCAGAACAUGCGAACGUCAAGGUUGAUGGCACAGAAUGCAGGCAUGAUGGGAAUGGGACCUUCCCAGAACCCAGGGACAAUGGCCACAGCAGCAGCCCCGUCAGAAAUAGGACUGACCCCUUAUAAUGCCCCUCCAACCAACCAACCCGGAAUGUACAACAUGAGCACAGGAAUGACCCAAAUGUUGCAGCACCCGAACCAAAGUGGCAUGAGCGUCCCACACAGCCAAGCCCAGGGACCCAGGCAGCCUGCCUCUGGCCAAGGAGUAGGCAUGGUGAGUGGCUUUGGUCAGAGCAUGCUGGUGAACUCGGCUCUGACCCAGCAGCACCAGCAGUUGAAAGGAUCCAUGGGCCAGGCCUUGCCGAGGCCCCAAGGCCCACCAAGGCUUCAGAGUGUCAUGGGAACCAUCCAGCAAGGAGCGCAGAACUGGCCACAGAGGGGCUUGCAGGGAGUGCCUGGGAGGACUAGUGGAGAGUUGGGACCAUUCAACAAUGGCGCCAGCUACCCGCUCCAAGCUGGUCAGCCAAGACUGACGAAACAACACUUCCCACAGGGACUGAGCCAGUCAGUCAUGGACGCUAACACCGGCGCAGUGAGAACCCUCAACCCAGCAGCUAUGGGCCGUCCGAUGAUGCCACCACUUGCAGGGCAGCAAGGUACCAGUCAAGUGAGGCCGUUGGUCAUGUCUGGUCUGAACCAGGGUGUCCCUGGCAUGGCGGCAUUCAGCCAGCCCCCAGCCCAGCAGCAGAUAGCGGGCAGCAGCUUUGCCGCGAGCAGCCAAGGCCAGGCCUACGAGCGGAACCCCGCUCAGGACGUGUCCUACAGUUAUAGCGGUGAGGGUGCUGGGGCUUCCUUCCCUGGCCUCCCGGACAGUACAGACCUGGUGGACUCCAUCAUCAAAAGUGGUCCAGGGGAUGAGUGGAUGCAAGAGCUUGAUGAACUCUUUAGUAACCCCUAGUCGGGAGGGGCCCGAGAGCUGUAGUGGCGGAAGCCUCUCAGGCGGGAAAGAACCAGGAUGGUGCCCCAUCCUUGAUUUUUUUGUUUUUUUGACCCACGUAAACUGAGAAAACGACAGCUGGCUGACAGUAGAGAAGGUACAGGUGUCAACCCCCAGCUCCAUGGGGGCUUCAGUCCACCUGCCUUCCACAGAGCAAUCAAGUAGAGAGGUCACGCGGAUACCUGCUUGCAGAGAAGAGAUGUGGGUUGCAGAGGAGUAAGUCGAGGCAGCAAGAGUUCCUCUGCUAAGCGCCCUGGGACCCACUGGUCCAGAAAGAGUCGUUCCGACCCAGAGGGACUGUGGCCCAAGAUAAGGUCCCCUUAGACCUGCCUGCCUCAGUUCCCGAGACCUCGGAGAUGGAGCCUCAGCCAGAGGAAGCCCAGCCGGAGGAUGCUGGGAGACACACAGGCGGUGUGCACGGGUCAGAAACCCUCCGAAUGCUGGAUGGAAGGAGAUGUCUACUCCCAGACGUGUUCCUGGAUUUGGAGGCAGGCACGAAGAACAGUGGACUCGCCUGAGCUGGCCCAAGGGAGACAAGCAAGGAUCCUGCAGGGCUAUCUGUCUCCUGCCCAGCGAUGACCCUCAGGAAUGGUAAGGUGUUGCUGCCAGCCCCCUCACCAGGAUUGACAGCUAUACUUGAGAAGGGCCCAUCUGGUAGCCCUGAAGGUCAACUUCUGCCAGUGGCCAUGGUGGCCAUCGCUCUAGGUUGCGCUGAGCUUCCUGGAGGCCCCAUCUGAUUCGACGCAUCUAGCUGGUUUUCAUAUGUUUGUGACCAUAGCUUGGAGAGGCCCCUGCUGGAUUCAGUGUCUGCCAGCCCAGCCCCUUCCUCCCUCACCACUGCCUCUCGUCCUGGCCUCUGUGCCAGCCUGCCUUUACUUCUCCCUACAGGAAGGGAAGCCCUGGGGCAAAGUCAAAGUAAGUACAAGAAGAAUUUAGACAGUGUCUGGCAUACGGAGAUCUCCACAGGAGCCAAGUGG